This is a messenger RNA of Adelges cooleyi (spruce gall adelgid), 1075 nucleotides long. RefSeq lists its product as uncharacterized. Lineage: Eukaryota; Metazoa; Arthropoda; Insecta; Hemiptera; Adelgidae. The record is from RefSeq and is a predicted model, not a curated record. Gene Ontology annotation, molecular function: calcium ion binding. Bases 241 to 915 code for a protein of 224 amino acids. The transcript is spliced from 6 exons.
UUUAUUUUUUCCUUCUUUUUUUUUUAAGAGUUUUUUACUAAUUAUAAUACCUAGGUAUAUUUAGACAAAAUGAUAGUCUCGCAAUGAUAUCGACGAAAUGUAUACAAAAUGUCUUUGCACUGUUUGUUCUACACAAAUUGGUCGUGUUGUUUACCACAAAAUGUGUUCUCAUGUAAUACACUUAGGUUGUGAUUCCGAAGCGAGGAUGAUGUGAACGAUGGAUGGCAUGAGAAAUUUCAUAUGUACGACCAAAACAAUGAUGGUUUGAUCUCCGCAAUGGAACUACAGCAAAUGUUAUUCGAAGAGUCAAUCGGACUCGUUACUAUUCGCCAAGCAAAAAGAUAUAUAUCUUUAUUGAAUAGAGACGGUAACGUGCAAAUUAAAUUAGAAAAAAUCAAACCGAUAGUGGAUAUUAUGACAGAGAAAAAUACAUCGAGUGUAGUGGAUGAUGACUGUCCAUUCGGCGACGAAGAAAAUUUUCCGGUAACAGCUCUUCAGGCAAUACUGUUUAAAGAAUGUAAACAGAACUUUUUCAACGCGCUAGACGAAACUAAAGAAAUAACUAACCUUAUCGAUCAAGACGGAAAUGGUCAAAUUGAUUGUGACGAGUUCCAGGGAGUAGAAUUAAUGAUGGAAGCUUCGUUAAAGUUGCACAUUUUAUGUGAGAUGUUUACUGUAAUGGACAUAAACAAAAAAGGCGUUAUUACCGCUGAUGUGAUUGCUGACUUUUCAGACUUUGUACACUCGAAAUUGGCCAAAUCCCAAGAAGCCAAAAAAGCCAUAGAGAACUUUGAUAAAAACGGCGACGGUGUGGUGGAUUUUUCCGAGUUUUUAAAUAAAAUCGUUAGUCUUAGUAAAGUUGAAUUUACUUUACUUGACGAAUUCGCCAAGAAGUUUGUGCUGGACGACAUUUAGAUUAAUUACUUUAGAAUAAUGUUUUAAUUUAUCACUAGUAUAAUUUUUUAUUAAAACAUUUCUUUGUUGUAUUGCAAUCCUUUUUUCAAAUUCCAUUAAUUAAAUACAAAAUUAUUUCGCCUAAUUUUUAAUCAAAAUUGUUGACUAUAGUUUUAUAACU